Monomorium pharaonis (pharaoh ant) is the source of this 2048-nucleotide messenger RNA. Its product is annotated as odorant receptor 63a. Gene Ontology annotation, biological process: detection of chemical stimulus involved in sensory perception of smell; sensory perception of smell. The record is from RefSeq and is a predicted model, not a curated record. Lineage: Eukaryota; Metazoa; Arthropoda; Insecta; Hymenoptera; Formicidae. Bases 21 to 1055 code for a protein of 344 amino acids. The transcript has 8 exons. Gene Ontology annotation, molecular function: odorant binding; olfactory receptor activity. Gene Ontology annotation, cellular component: plasma membrane.
UUUUGCAGUUUACAGUAUUUAUGACUUUAAAAUAUAGUUUGGAUUUACUCAUUAAUGUUCUCUCUUAUGCAUUAUUUUAUACUUAUUUUGCAAUUCAAUACAUUUCGUUUAGUAUCAACAAUAAAAGCAUAAAAGAUUUGUUGGAACAAGUGCAGCGUACUUACAACAAGCUAAUUGAUAAAAAUGAAAUCAGUAUUAUGGAAAAAUAUAGUACCUAUGCAAAACGUUACACAAUUGCAUUUUCAUUAAUUGUCAUAUUCGUCGGAAUUACUUUAAUUUUUUAUAUCUUUUGGCCACAAAUUUUUGAUAUUUUAUUUCCAAUAAACGGAACUUGGUCCCACUCCUUGUUGCCGCUUAUGACUGAAUAUUUCAUCGAUCAAGAAAAAUAUUUCUAUUUGAUAUUGUUUCAUGCAACUAUAGCUUUUAUCAUAGGAGCAUUAGCAGCAUUAGCAAUAGGAACAAUAUUGAUAGUUUGUUAUGAGCAUGCAUGUGGAAUGUUUAGAAUCGCUAGUUAUCGUAUCGAACGAGCAAUGGAAAUCCAAAUUCUGAAACGAAAAAAUAGCUUGGAGAAAAAGAACUUGAUUUACAAAAAAUUAAUUUGUGCCGUGGUUAUGCAUCGCAAUGCUAUAGAAUUCUCUGAAAUGAUAUUAUCUAAAGUUAAAGUAAUGAUGUACUGUAUGCUAUUAGACGGAAUGAUUACUACAUCCAUUAAUUUGUUUCGGACUUUCCAAAUGAUAUCGUAUGGGUUUAAAACUAUGGAACUUUUUUUACACGUAAUAUUUUGUAUAAUCGACUUUACUUAUAUAAUAAUAAUCAACUAUUUUGGACAAAAAAUUAUAGAUAACAAUAAUAAAGUAUUCGUCACCGUAUACGACGUUCAAUGGUACGUAGCUCCGUUACAAGUACAAAAAAUGAUACUGUUUCUUUUGCAAAGGAGUAACAAGACGUUUACUAUGAAUAUUGAUGGAUUAAUGACUGGAUCAUUAGAAAAUGCUGCUUCAUUGUUGAGUGCCGCGGUAUCGUAUUUUGCUAUUCUACAUUCUACGCAAAAUUAACACAAAUUAAUUAUUUAAUUUUUAAAUAAUCAUAAAAAAGUAACCGAUUAAUCGCAAAUUACAUGUAAUGAUCUAUACAAACACUGAUUGAUAACUUUUAAGAAUUGUAAGAGGUUUUAAUUCUAUAGAAAAAUAAAAAACAGUACGUUUAUAGCAGUAAGUAUGCAUAAUAUUAGUUAAAAAAUAACGUUAUAUUUAUCAUCAAUAAUAUUAAUAUCUUACAUUAACUGUAAUAAGAUUGUAGUAAACAGUACAGUUAGAAAUAAUAUUGUAGAAAUAAUAUUUCUUGAUAACUUGCUAACGAAUUGACUGUUUUAAUUAGUCGUUGUAUUAUUAAAUAUUAAUAUUGAUUAAUUUCGAUCAAAAUCUUGAUGUGUAUUUUAGAUUUUUCAAAUGAUAAGAUAUGAAAAGAUAAUGUAUAAUUGUUGCCAUAGUGCUUGCAAUUAUUCAAUUAGAGUAAUGAUAUUCAACUUAUCUUGCGCAAGAAAUUAUUACCAUGACCGUAACGAUUGUAGAUUCCUCAGCGUAUUUCUGUGAAGUGCGCUUUUUACAAUAUACAUAGAUAUAGAUAUACUUACAUGAAGAGAAUUUUCUCUUAAAAAUUAUCCUUAAAAUUGUGGUAAUAGUAAGACAACAUGAACUUCGAAAAAUUUUACUAUACUUUUAACAAAACUUACUAAAAUUUUAUUAAAAGCAUAGUAAAAUUUUUUGAAGUUCAAGUUGUCUCACCAUUACCACAAUUUUAAAGAUAAUUUUUAAGAGAAAAUUCUUUCCGUGUAUAAGUAUACAGUUUAACACCAGUUCCGAAUAACCUGUAAUUAGAGGAAUUUUCCUGGGUAAGAUACUCUUGGCGAUUUGCCAUUGCCUUCUGAGAGAUAGCAAUUAAAUUAAAAUCAGGUGAUUUCUGAUCGCGGUUUGAGACUUUAUAAGAUACAAAAAAACUAAUUAUAAAAAAGAAUGUAAAAACUGCAAAAAUAUAAAGCAAUAGUUUAA